ACAUUCUGUGAGUGUGUACCCAGCUCCUCCCAGCUCAAACACCGCUGGUCAGACUCAGACACAGUCAGAGAGACCCCCUCACCCACCAAGGUAAGAACACACACACCUCACCUCUCUCUCACACACACCUAUAACACAAACACACAUGCAGGCUACUAGACCCACCCGAUUACUCACUUACACCUCAAACUUCUAAUAUUGCACCCCAACCUGCCCAAUGUUAAAACUCUACACAUUGUAGUGCCCCACUGUGAACGUCACACCAAACUAUUUGUUAUAGUGCAUUCCUCAAAUGCAAGCUUGCUCAUUAUAUUUCUCACAUCCUAAAAUAAUGAUGAAUUAUCUCAUAUUCAGUAGUACAGUUAUAUGUUAUAUAUGAAAUGUGUUUGUAGAAAGAUGAAAGUCCUCUAAUGUAACUCAUGUGACUUAUCAUGCGGCAAGUAGCCUGGCGUUUAGAAAGGCGAGCAAGCAACCAGAAUGUUGACAGUUUGAAUCCCGGGUCUGAUUGGAAAAAUCUGGCGCGAAGUGAGCUGGCAACUGGAGGGUUGCUGGUAUCAAAUCCUAGAUGCCAUAGCCUGCCGUUGUGCACUGGAGAAGGCACUUAAGCCCCCAAAACAGCUGCUCCACUUGUGCUGAAUGUAUGUGUGUCUUUCAGAGGAGAUAGGAUAAAGCGGAAGUCACAUUUCUGUUGGACCUUGUGUAUAACUGGACAAAUAGAGUAAUCUUAAAGACUAGGCUAAUGUAGCUCUAAAGGCUAACUUGGGUCUAAUGGAGCUCUAAAGCCUAUGCUUACUGGGUCUAAUGUAGCUCUAAAGCCUAGGCUAACUUGAGUCUAAUGUAUCUCUAAAGACUAGGCUGACUUGGGUCUAAUGUAGCUCUAAAGCCUAGGCUAACUUGAGUCUAAUGUAGCUCUAAAGUCUAGGAUAACUUUGGUCUAAUGUAACUCUAAAGGCUAACUUUAGUCUAAUGUAGCUCUAAAGCCUAGGCUAAUUGAGUCUAAUGUAGCUCUAAAGCCUAGGCUAACUUGAGUCUAAUGUAGCUCUAAAGUCUAGGUUAACUUUGGUCUAAUGUAACUCUAAAGCCUAGGCUAACUUGAGUUUAAUGUAGCUCUAAAGCUUAACAAGAGUCUUCAGGUCUCAGGCACGGUUAGUCAUCAAAUGAGCAUGGUUCACCCGGGUUCUUAUUCCAGCCAUUGUCACAGAUGGAGAUUUGAAGUGUUCUCAUUGAGAGGAGAGGAGAGGGGAGAGGAUGGCUUAAGCAUUUUCCUAUCAGUAGCUGUAGAGAACAGCACAGCACGGCUCAAGUGUUAAUAACAUAUAAUUUUUUAUUUUAUUUGUGUUGUCACGGUAUGGCUGUGGCACUUUCUCUCUUUCUGGCUUUCACUCUCUCUGUCUUGGCCUGUCCCCAUCCGCCUCUCUCUGAGGAGAGGAUGAUGAGUACUGAGGUGCUCAUCUACAUGGAGGAUUAGGGCUCCUUCACGACGACAGCCUCGCCCCGUCAGUGUCUCCAUCACCAUGGUGAUCACAUUCAGGGGAUUAUCGCAUAUUAAACGUCACAUUUGACAAUGGAGCAGAACAGGUGGCAAAGCCUGACUCAAAAGAACUACCCCAAAUAACCAUGGAUUUAGCUUGUGUUGCUUUUCACUUAAAAGCAGAAAUGAUCGUAACAGGAUCUGAGUGCAUGUGGGGUGGUACAGAAUAUUAAUGUGUGUGUGGAGGUCUGUGGGUUUUGCAUGUAUGUAUGUAGGUAUGUGUGUGUGUGUGAUCUCUGCUGUAUCUCCUGUGGUUUUAUACUUACCUAAUGAGCGGAUGGAGCCCGUCAUCCAGCCACCAGCCAAUGACCCAGUAGUGUCCCCACAAGGAGGUUUUGCCUCCCAGUGUGUCUCCUGUCAUCCCAGAGUAAGCUGUCUGAAACAGAAGAGAGGGAGAAAGUAAAAUAGAGACAGAGAGAGGGGGGAGAGAAGGGGAGAGAGACAGAGUGCGAGAGAGGUAGAGAGAGCAAUGUUCAGAGGCCAUUAAUAUUUAGUGUGCAAUAGGAGAUGGCUUUCACCCAUACCUUCCCCCUCUGGCCAACAUAUAGUCAGAGCCAAAUGAAACUGUUAUCACUGCUGCUUCUCUACAGACUGUUACGAAAAGGCUAAAGCAAAUGCAAUGCAAGCAAACACACACACACAAACACACACAAACGCACAGACAAACACAUACGCUACAGGACUGUUUCUCUAGCACAGACUGGAAUAUGUUCCGGGAUUCAUCCGAUGGUAUUGAGGAGUUUACCACAUCAAUCACCAGCUUCAUUAAUAAGUGCAUCGACGACGUUGUCCCCACAGUGACUAUACGUACAUAUCCCAACCAGAAGCCAUGGAUUACAGGCAACAUCCGCACCGAGCUAAAGGCUAGAGCUGCCGCCUUCAAUGAGCGGGACACUUAAAAUGAUCCUACUACACCGGCUCUAAUGCUCGAUGGAUGUGGCUGGGCUUGCAAACUAUCAUGGAUUACAAAGGGAAACCAAGCCGCGAGCUGUCCAGUGACUAGAGCCUACCAGACAAGCUAAAUACCUUCUGUGUGUGCGUCGAGGCUAGCAACACUGAACUAUACAUGAGAGCACCAGCUGUUCCAGACGACUGUGCUGUCACGCUUUCCGUAGCCGAUGUGAGUAAGACCUUUAAACAGGUUAACGUUCACAAGGCUGCAGGGUCAGAUGGAUUUCCUGGACGCGUACUCAGAGCAUUCGCUGACUAGCUGGCAAGUGUCUUCACUGACAUUUUCAGCCACUCCCUGACUCAGUCUGUAAUACUUACAUGUUUCAAGCAGACCAAUAACUCCAAGGUAACCUAUAUAAAUGACUAUCGCCCCAUAUCACUCACAUCUGUAGCCAUGAAAUGCUUUGAAAGGCUGGUCAUGGCUCACAUCAACACCAUCAUCCCAGACACCCUGGACCCACGCCAAUUGGCAUACCGCCCCGACAGAUCCACAGAUGACGCAAUCUCUAUUGCACUCCACACUGACCUUUCCCACCUGGACAAAAGGAAAACCUACGUGAGAAUGAUGUUCAUUGAGGUGGCUGGAAGUCUAUGGGUAUCUACUAGCAUGCAGCAUGUGUGUCAAACAGUUUUCUCAUUAUUUGGUUGGGUCUAAUUGUGUUGCUGUCCUAGGGCUCUGUGUUUGUUAAUCUCUCUCUCUCUCUCUCUCUCUCUCUCUCUCUCUCUCUCUCUCUCUCUCUCUCUCUCUCUCUCUCUCUCUCUCUCUCUCUCUCGCUCUCUCUCUCUCUCUCUCUCUCUCUCACCAGGCACCUAUCUGUCCCCACCCACUUUCCUUCCUUACUCAGCAGCAUCCUCUACUCCUGGACUCUGUUGUUGUCAGGAAUCAAACUAUUGUUUGUGUUAUGCACCUCGUGGCUUUGUUCCUCUCCAAUGAGUUUGGAUGCAUAUGUUUUCUUUAUGUGCUCUGUGUGAAUGUGUCUGUGCACAGGAUAAACACGCUGAGAGUGAACAUAGCCAUGACGUCCACAUCUGUGCAGAUAGACUAUGAAUAAACACAGUGAUGAAGAAGUGCUUCCUGGAAAACAGGGUGUAUUUCCCAGAGAGCCUCACGGUGAUAAAACUCCAAAAUAAAUUGCAGGUUGGCGUUUAUUGGGGUGAGUCUUGUCCUGGAGGCAGAACUGAGCAAUUUCCACUAGAUGGGCCAGCUGCAAAGUAAAAUUGGCUAUAUUGUAAAAAUUAUUGAAAACAAAAAAUAUGUAUGUCUCUACUUCCCCAGAGUCAGAUGAACUUGUGGAUACCCUUUUUAUGUCUCUGUUUCCAGUAUCAAGGAAGUUAGAUGUAGUUUUGUGAGCCAAUGCUAACUAACAUUAGCACAAUGGCUGCAUGCUAGUAGAUAUGUUUGUGUGUGUGUGUGUGUGCGAAUUACUUUAGAUAUUGUUUUUAUAAAUAUAAAAGUAAUAUCUAAAGAAAUUCACACACACUCACACACACUCCUAGACUAUUAUACAGCAUAAGAAAAUCCACUGUAAGUCAAUGGCGAGUGAGGCCUGCUACAGCAUUCUCCCUUUAACUCCCUCUCUCACAAGCACACGUGUGUACACACAUACCACAGACAUCAAUGCACACCCACGUGUAUAAUCUGUAUAAUCUAUGCUAGGAGUGUGUGUGAGUGUACGUGUGGAUUUCCUUUGAUAUUGUUUUUAUUUAUAUUGGUACAGACAAUUAUUAAGAUUGUAACAUGUUUAAGACUUGAGAAAGAGAAAAUAACUGAUAAAAUGACUCCAAAUAAUUUGCUUAUACUGCAUAUACUCUAGGUGUGUGUGUGAGAGAGAGCGUGUACAUUUAUUUAGAUUGUAGUGGGUGAUUUUGGACGGAGUCAGGCGCAGGAGGGUAAAUCACAGUAUGUAUGGUUUAUUCAGCGGUACGCAGCAAUGCGUAAGACACUCCAGUGCGGUAAAUACGGCGCACUGGAGAAAAACAAGGCACACGGGUUAAUAUCCCGGUGAUACAAAAUACAAAGUAGCUCCACCGAACUAGAGUCACCUCCACAAUAAACAAUCACACACAAAUACAGGGGGCCAGAGGGAACACUUAUACAGGUACUGAUGAGGGGAUAUGAACCAGGUGUGUGUAAUAAACAAGACAAAACAAAUGGAAUGAUGAGAUGAGGAGCGGCAGUGGCUAGAAGGACGGUGCCGACCGCCGAAGCCUGCCCGAACAAGGAGGGGAGGCAGCUUCAGAGGAAGUCGUGACAGUACCCCCUUGACACGCAGCUCCAGCAGCGCGCCGACACCGGCCUCGGGGACGGCCAUGGUGGUGUUACCCUGAGAGAGGGGAAGAUUGGUUAGGAAGUCAAUAGACAAGUGGGACCAUGGCCGUUGUGGAACUGGUAAGCGAUGUAACUUACCCGCUGGGAGGUGCCUAGGUGCCUUACUCUGGGCGCACACCGAGCAGGAGGAGACAUACACCUCACGUCCUUAACCAAGGUAGCCACCAGUACUUCCCGGUCAGACAGCGUGCUGUACGACCGAUACCUGGAUGACCAGAGGAGGGAGACGUGUGUGCCCAAUAGAUAAGACGGUCACGGACAAGAGACGGCACGUACCGUAGACCACCUGGGCACUGAGUUGGAGAUGGCUCUGUGCGUAACUCCCGCUCUAUGUCCGCGUCCACUGCCCACACUACCGGCGCCACAAUGCGGGAGGCCGGGAGUAUGGGGGUGUUGUCUAUGGGCCUCUUCUCUGUGUCGUACAGCCGUGACAGCGCGUCUGCCUUCACGUUCUUAGUACCUGGUAUGUAUGACAAUGUGAAAUCAAACUGGGUGAAGAACAAGGCCCACCUGUGUUCAGCCUCCUCGCUGCCCGGAUGUACUCCAGGUUACGGUGGUCAGCCCAGACGAGGAAAGGGUGUUUAGCCCCCUCGAGCCAGUGCCUCCACGCGGUCAGGGCUCUGACCACAGCCAACAGCUCCCGAUCACCAACGUCAUUUUUCUGCUCCGCUGGGCUGAGCUUCUUCGAGAAGAAGGCACAGGGGCGGAGCUUGGGUGGCGUGCCCGAGCGUUGGGAUAGUACAGCGCCUACCCCUACCUCGGACACAUCCACCUCCACUACAAACGGCAAUGAUGAAUCGGGAUGGGCCAGUACCGGGGCUGAGGUGAACAGAAUCUUCAGGUUACUGAAAGCCCUGUCAGCCUCAGCAGAUCAGCGGAGCUGGGACAGCCCACCCUUCAACAGAGAGGUGAUGGGAGCUGCGACCUUGCCAAAGCCCCGGAUAAACCUCCGAUAGUAAUUGGCAAAGCCAAUGAAGCGCUGCACCUCCUUCACCGUGGUUGGGGUCGGCCAAUUCCGACACGGCGGAAAUGCAGUCUCCCUCCAUCUCCACACCUGAGGUGGUGAUGUGGUAUCCGAGGAAGGAGACGGACUGAUGGAAGAACAGACACUUUUCUGCCUUGGCAUAUAGGUUAUUCUCCAACAGUCGGCCCAGCACUUUGCGAACCAGGGACAUGAACCAGGUGUGUGUAAUAAACAAGACAAGACAAAUGGAAUGAUGAGAUGAGGAGCAGCAGUGGCUAGAAGGCCGGUGAUGACGAACGCCGAAACCUGCCCAAAGCAAAGGGUCUGAAUACUUAUGUAAAUAAGGUCUUUUAUUUUAAUUGUUAUGGGGUAUUAUGUGUAAUUUCAUCAAUUUUAGAAUAAAGGCUGUAAUGUAACAAAAUGUGGAAAAAGUCAAGGAGUCUGAAUACUUUCAGAAUGCACUCUCUCUCUCUCUCUCUCUCUCUCUCUCUCUCUCUCUCUCUAUAUAUAUAUAUAUAUAUAUAUAUAUAUAUAUAUAUAUAUAUAUAUAUAUAUGGACAGUUUAACAUGUAUUCAUUCACAUGACUUGAUUCAUGACUUUAAAUGUGUAAACAAAACAGUAACCCCAUGUGUCCAAAGACUAAAUAUAGUAUGAUACAGAUACGGUUGUAGUUCACAAACGUCAAUAAUUUCAAUCAUAUAUUUGGCAUAUUUGAAAAAAACAUAAUGUAUAUGAUUUUGAAGUGUCUGUCCAUAUAGGAGAUAUAAGAAAGCUCAGGAAAUGUUUUUGUUAUUUUUUACACAUAUUUAACCCCUUGUUAAUUGGGGCACAAAACUACCUCCGUACUUCCAUUCGUUUGUGUGGGUUACAUUCAGACAAGUCCUGUGACACUUGUGGGGGUUGUAGAGCAAAACAGACAACACCAUCAUGUUCGCAAGAGUCUCCCCAUUCCAGAGUGGUCAUAUAAUAAUAAUAAUAAUAAUAAUAAUAAUAAUAAUAAUAAUAAUAAUAAUAAUAAUAAUUUGUAGGCCAAACCGUUUUCGUGAGAAGACCAAUUUCCGGGAUGUCUCACGGUCUGACAAACACUGCUGUAGCUCGGCCACCUUCCACCAAAAAUGCAAAAGACCACCAUAGUCGGAUGUGGUGGAUUGAAACACACCCCAUACACAACACCUGAUAUCUCCAUCUUAAAUUUAUGGAUUUUGAUGGGGAUUUCUUUAUUGUGUUACUUAGAUUGAUGAACUGGUGCGUCAAUGGACUAUUAAGGAUUAAACAGGCCAAAUAACGAUACUAUAUGAUUUUAAACAAUUAAAUUCUGAAAUGUAUUUCAAAAUAUAUUUUUCACAUUUUCUCAAAAUCCCAACUUUGAUUGACACUGGAAGUAUGAUAAAUAAUGACAAUCUUAAAAUGUCAACGUGGCCUUUGUAGACACUUGUACCAACUAUACUGAGCAAAAAUAUAAACGCAACAUGCAACAAUUUCAAGGAUUUUACUGAGUUACAGUUCAUAUAAGGAAAUCAGUCAAUUGAAAUAAAUUCAUUAGGCCCUAGUCUAUAGAUUUCACAUGAAUGGGCAGGGGCACAGCCAUGGCAUUUUCACCAAACAGAAUUUGUUCAGUGGUACAUUUUGAUAGUGUACUAAAUAUAUUACAAGGACGUGAAUGGGUUAAGGGAAUGUUCUCCUAACUCUAAAACCAAAACAUGCUUAAAAGGUUCUCAGAAGGUUUUGCUAUUAUAGAUUGAAUGUUCCCCUAACUAAAUGAAAACUGGACACUCAAACAUUCAGGGAACAUUACGGGUAACAUUACAAAAACGUUCUCUCUCUCUCCAGAAUUGUUAGCUGGGAAAUAAGUGUAAUUAAGUGUGUUUAAUGUGAAGGUGGAUAUGGGUAGUUAAUUGUGUAAUGGUAGAGUAGGACAAACUGCUCUCUCCUCUAUCUACUCUAUACACAGAUGGUAAUGGCAAUGUAUCCCUGAGCGACAAGAUGGCUCCCGAUUGUAAAAGCUUUUUUUUGUUUCUGGUUAAUGACACCAUAGCAGUGUCAAAAUGUUCUCUCUUUCUCUCUCUUCUCACACACUUCAUCUCUCUCUCUUCAUAUGUAUCUCUUACUCACUUAUUUCUAUGAGUUUGUGUCUCACUUUCUCGCUCACACUUUCUCUGUCUCUGUCUCCCGUGCUCUCUCUCCCCUUCUCUCUCCUCUCUCCCGUUCUUUCUCUUUGAAGUGGGAGUGAGAAUUGAACCUGGUUCCCUGCUGUGUUUUUUCCCCAGAGGUGUUUUAAACUGGGACUCUUUUCAAUAUUCUCUUCAAUAAGCUACAUAUCUCUUUUCUUCUCUUCAAAAACUACAUGUUCCAGAAAACAUGUCUUAUAUCGGGCUUCUUCCAACUUUCAUACUUUUGAUGUGUGCAUUUUGUUGCGGGUUGGGUUUUGAUGCAGUAGUAGUGAAUGGUGGUUAAUGAGAUAUAGGAGAGAGAAAUUGCGCAUGAGUUGUGAAAUGUGACGCCUUUAAAAUAAAAAAAUCCUGUAAACACUGCUAAUCUUCAAUUAGAGGUUACCGAAUGACAAAGCUACAGACAUAUCCAGAAAGAAUCCGCAUUUUUUUUGCUCUAACAUUCCACUUUUCUUUUGUCCCUGCCUUCCAUAGAGGAUGAGCUGCAGCUACCUUCUGUGCACCAUCCUCCUCUUCGUAGCCGUCCUACUCGCUGUCACGGUAACCGGCACCAUCCUCUUCAUGAACCACAACCAGGCCCCACCCAUGUCCGACGGCCCUCCCCACAUCUCCACCAAUCAGGACGAGGCCAACGCCCUGGUCACUGUGGAGAGGGGCGACGGCUCACGCAUCAACAUCUUUAUUGACCCCAACUGUCCCGACUACAAUGGGAACUUCCUGCGCCUGGAGGGGGUGCAGACGUCGCUGCUCCACUCGCUGACCGACCACGACACCGACCUGAAGUCCGUCAAAGGUCAGGACCGGGCGCUGCUAGUCAACCUAGCUGAAGAGGUGGCCAAACUGUCGGCCCACGCUGGUCAGCUGAAGAUGGACUACGAGUCUCUGAGACGAGGCCAGGGGAGUCUAGGACAGGACCUGAACACACUGCAGACAGAGCAGGGACGCCUCAUACAG
This is a messenger RNA of Coregonus sp. 'balchen', 8898 nucleotides long. Lineage: Eukaryota; Metazoa; Chordata; Actinopteri; Salmoniformes; Salmonidae. The record is from the annotation of a GenBank genome assembly.